AUGAUCUUAGUGAGAUUUAAAGCUGUGGGAUAUCUUGUCGCUUUGGUGCUUACUAUUUUAGGAAAGUAUGCAAUUGCUAAGCCUCUGAUGAAAUCUGACUCAGACCAGGCAUACGAGGUAAGAUAUCGUUAUGAACGCGAGUUGAACACCACACAAGAAGUUGAAGUCACAACAAAAGUCGUGGUUGAAGUAGACACAAUACUAGCAGGAGUCAGAACUGAGACAACAACAUUUGGAACCGUUCAAGACAUAAGAGGAGGUGAUGUCAAAGUGGAUACACCUUUGCCAACUAACGCAACAGCACCAAAGAACACCAUCUCUGCUAAAAUCAACGUGGAUACUACACUUGAUGAGUUUCGCGUAAACACAGCAUCACCAACUAGAAUCAUAAUUGGAAAAACAUCAUCAGAGGACAGUGCAUUGGAACAGGUCAACAUGAACACAGCACCAUCAACUGAAACAAUUGUUAAUACAACACUAUCGAAGAACACAACGUCAUUAGAAAUCGACGUGGACACUACAGAGUCAGAUAAAACCCAGCCUAACACAACACCAUCAAAUGAUUUAACGUCAGCACAAUUAAACGUGAAGUCGACAGUGACUGAAGUCACAGUAAAUACAGAUGAACUAUCACCCCCAAAGGUCAAUACAUCAACUAGGGCCAACGAGAAUAUAGCAAAGUCUGUUGAAACAAGCACUGAUACGAAUCCACCAAAGAACAGAGUAGAAGAGCAGCUCAAUAUGGAUACAACAGCUUCAGUUCAAAGCAUUAUUGAAACGACACCAUCGCAAGACACUACUCUAGCACAGGUUAUCAUGGAUGCAAGCCUAAUCAAGAAUAAAGUGAACGUAACACCAGUUAAAGUUACAAUAGAUACCGCACAAACUAAAAUCGAUCUCGAUACAGCUGAAAGUAUUGUAACCGACACAACCUUGUCUGAUAGAAAAAUUACCAUAAAGUCUUCAAGCACCACGGACGAAGGCUUGUCUGAAAUACAAACGACGGCAAUACCAAUUGGUGUCAUUAAAAAUAGCUCAAAUGUGACCUAUAUGAAUAUCACGACAGGUGAGAUAAGGAGUGAAGUAAUAGCAGCUAUAAUAAAGAUCAAUCCGAACGUUAAUAGUGACAACGAGAACGUAUCAGAUAUCGUUAUAAACAUGACAACAAGUGCGACUGAAGUCAGAACGGACACAAUAAUGAACACUAGUUUGCUUGAAACCCUAACCAAUAAUGCACAAACCAAGAUAACAACCACCACUAAACCAGCUGGGAGUUGGAUAAGUACUACAUCAGCUAUAGAUGUUUCACCCAGCGCAUCAGUUGAUUCCAUUACUGAUAAAAAACCAACUGGAACUUUAAUGAUAACUAAAAUUCUAAGAAGCACUACACCAACUGAAACCUUGGCAGCCACUAGCCCAACAAGAACCUCGUCAAGUGUAGGUGUUACAGACACUUUCACUGACAAAAUUAGUACUAACUCUGAGAACAUGAAAGACGGAAAAGAACGGCAGACGCCAUUAAAUACCGACAUAACCAACGAAACUGAAAUAGGAAAUAGUUCUCUGAAAACUCGAAGCAUAAUUAGUGAAGGUACUCUCACGAUAACUUACAGUGAAGUGACAGACGUUCCUAAAUCCACAACGAAAGCCAAAAAAUAUCGGGAUUUAUCGAUCAAUGAAACUCGAAACAAUAAUUCAUUUGUCCAAUCCGUUCAAAAUACAAACGAAACUACCGAUUCUGCAUCUCCCGGAGAUGGAAAAGAUCCAGGAUUCUCUACCACUUUAUCAUCCACCCUAACAAACGAUAUAACAGAUAAGAUAUUCCAGUCUCUUAUGGAUCGAAUCCAACAGCACUGGGCUGAAUUCAUUAAUAAAAUGAAACAGUCGGUAAUUGAAGCUUGGCAAACUAUUUCCAGCACUAUGCUGAGCUCUUUACAAACUCUUGAAGUAUAG
Limulus polyphemus (Atlantic horseshoe crab) is the source of this 1953-nucleotide messenger RNA. RefSeq names its product cell wall protein RTB1-like. The coding region runs from base 1 to 1953 and encodes 650 amino acids. NCBI's taxonomy places the organism in Eukaryota, Metazoa, Arthropoda, Merostomata, Xiphosura, Limulidae. The record is from RefSeq and is a predicted model, not a curated record. The transcript is spliced from 2 exons.